AGGAGGCUCAAGAGGCACGUGACCCUCCCACGCUGAUGCUGGUCCGCGGCAGCCGCGCCCGCCGGUUGUGCUGGGCCUCGCCUCCGAGGCGCCCCCUGCCCCUCCCCCAGGCUCCGGGCGACGCAGCGGUCCUCGGUCCUGCUCGGCCACGUGUGGAGGGGGUUCGUCGGACGGGGCUAUGGCACGGGGAUACACUUGCCCCGGAGCGUUCUGAUCGCCGGCGCGCGCCGCUGGCACGUGCGCGGGCGGGGGGACGACGCACGCUGUGAUGUUUGACGAGGUCCGAUGCUUUGUUUGUUCUUGCGUGGAGCAGCAGGGCGGAACGCUUGCCAGCGUUGACCGUCUUGAGCCUUUGCGGUCGUGGGUCUGACCGAUGGGCUCGCAGCUGGCACGCUGCGCUGGCAGACGGGGCGAGGGGACGCUGGAUGAGACAGCUGGUGCUUUGACCUGUCUGACCUGGAACGUUGCAGCCGUCAACAACAAUCCCUUCGAGUAUUGGGUCUCGCACGACGACCCAGCCUACCUGAGGUUGAUGAACGACGUGCAGGAGUUCAUCGAUAGUCCCUCUAACGACCAGGACGUUGAGGUCAGAUCAGUGUUUCCAGACGCGUUGUUUGAAGAGCUUGCCAGCAUGAUGAGCGCCGAAGGCUGGGGCGGGAUCGAGGAGACAAGGAAGCUCUGGAGAGAUGAUUUUCGAGCGGAAGAUCAUGUCAGGAUUUCUGAAGGACAAGCAGCUCGGCGCGAAGCGCCUAGCCUCGAUGCCCGACCGGCUGACGAACACCGUCAACCUCUUCGGCGGCGGCGUUUCUUGCCGCCCGACUGUCAUCAACAAUUAUGAGCCGCCUUUGCCAGACAUCGCCACUUGGUGGGAGGCUUGGAAGUCGUGGAUGUUCUCUCUUGAGCUGGAAGUUCCUGCCAAGGGUGGAGGAUCCAAGAAGGCGAGGCCAUGCAGCAUGCUUGAGACAAUCCCUCGUGCGAAGUACCCUGCCCUCACAGAGAGCGAGGAAGCGAUAAGCGUGCCACUGCAGACGCUCUGCUGCGCCAUCUUCGAUGCCGUCCUGGUGCACAUGCUGAACUCGGUGGGCCCAGAUACGUGGCAUGGCGUCAAGCUGUCGCUCUGCAAGGCGCUUUCUACCAACAAAGUGGCGCUCACCCUCAGCAUCCUCGAGCACUACAGCGACUGCGACAUCGUAUUCCUCCAGGAGUGCUCCGCGGCCUUUGCGGAGACCGUGGCGGCAACCUCCGCGCUGGAGGAGGCGUUCCACGUCCUGAAGCCCGCCGCCCUGGACCACAAGCGCGACCAGAAUAGCUUGAUCCUGCUAGCAAAAGGGCGCUUUGACGGUGCCGGGGCGGAGGAGGUCACGGGCGCGAUCGAGGCGAGGAUGAAGGAGGAGGGCAGCGUGACGCUCGCCAAGGGCGACCUCUGCGCCUACAUCGUGCCCCCAGCUGCCAGCCCGGUGUCCGAGGCGGGCAGCUGGCUGCUGUGCUCCUUCCACGGGGACACCGACGGGCUGGCCAGCGUACCCCUGGUCACCGCGGCCGCCGCCGUGCGGGCCGCCCGCGGCGGGGCGGACGCCCUCCGCCUCGUGAUAGGCCUGGAUGCGAACGCGCACUGCGCCGGGGUCCCCGGCAAGAAGCUGGGCGCCGCGGAGAGUUCGUGGGGGCCUGCGCGGGGCUGGGCCUGGCGGACUGCUGGGAGGGGCGCUGCGCCGAGGCGCCCGCGGAGUGCUGCACGACCUUCAACGCCAGGACGGGACGUACCUGCAGCCGCAGCUCAACAAGGCAGUCAGCCGCACGGCGGCGGCCACCGACCCCAGCACGGACAGGCACCCCAAGGACUAAGACUACAUCUUGUUCGACGGCGCGCAGCUGGAGACCACCUGCGCGCCCCUCCGCGACAACCAGGGGACGCGCGGGAAGUUCGACCCGGACGCGCCCUUUCCGACCCUGAGAUUCCCCUCGGACCACGCCGCGCUGCUGACGCACCUGCGCCCCAGACUCGCCGAGCCGCCCGCCGCGCCCGCGCACAACGUGCCGAUGUAGAUCGUUUCGCCCCGCGCACCACGGCCACAGACACCUCUCGGACGAACAUCGCUAUGGGCCCGAUUCGCCGGGCGGCGGCGGGCCGACCGGCGCAGGCGGCCGCGCCUCGCCGCGCCCCGCCGCCGCGGCGGCGGGAGCCCCGCCGGAGGCCUGCGCGGGGGCGCGCCCCCGCGCGAGGCGCGGCGCCCCGGAGGGGUGGGCCCCGGCCAGCGCCCCUCGCGCGGCCUCGGCCAGCUGCUCAAGAAUAGUCAAGAUAGGAAUAGUCAAGCUAGGAAUAGUCAAGAGUAGUCAAGAAUAGUCGAGUUAGUCAGGAUAGUAGAGCUCGGCCUGGGAAUAGUCUGGAACAGGGGUUGGUUGGUGCGUUCUGUGCGCGCGUUGCCAUCAGCCGUGCUUGCGGUAGGCAGUUCCUGCCAGGCAGGGCACAACAAGGAGCCAGGUUGAACAAAAAGGCUUCGGCAGGCAGUGGAGGACGAGGUUUCUUGUGGUCGAGCCCCUACCGUAGCCGCUCCAGCGCCCCACCGGUUAGGCAACUGGGGCGCCUCAUGCCCCGAGCGCCCUGGCCCAGCAGACGACGUGGCGUAUGCACCGGGCCCCACGCAGACGCGCCAGCGCGGCCUCGGCUGCGAGAGCGCGGCGCUGAGCCAGGAGCGGCCAGGCAUCGGAGCUCCUGGAGAGGCGGCGCCGCUGGGAGACGCACCAGAAA
Prorocentrum cordatum is the source of this 2746-nucleotide messenger RNA. The record is from the annotation of a GenBank genome assembly. Lineage: Eukaryota; Dinophyceae; Prorocentrales; Prorocentraceae.